Messenger RNA from Trichosporon asahii var. asahii CBS 2479, 477 nucleotides. Its product is annotated as S1 CSL4 protein. The transcript is spliced from 4 exons. Gene Ontology annotation, biological process: RNA processing. NCBI's taxonomy places the organism in Eukaryota, Fungi, Basidiomycota, Tremellomycetes, Trichosporonales, Trichosporonaceae. The record is from RefSeq and is a predicted model, not a curated record. Bases 1 to 477 code for a protein of 158 amino acids. Gene Ontology annotation, cellular component: cytoplasm; nuclear exosome (RNase complex).
AUGGCCUCCGCCCCGCUCCUCCUUCCCGGCCAGCCGCUGCCUUCCUCCUUCACCGCGCCGCCGCAACCGAAGGCCGGUGCAGGCUGCUACGAGUACAACGGGACUAUCCUUUCUUCCAUUGUCGGAAGACCUCGCCGAGACGGAGCCACUAACGCCCAGGUUAUCGGCCAGGUCUCUCGCCUCUCCCCGCAGCAGGCGCACAUUGUUAUCCAGGUGGUUAACAACCACCCCGUGCCCGAGAGCUCUGAGGAGCUGACGGGCGUCAUCAAGAUGGGCGAGUGCUUCCGCCUCGGUGACAUUGUCAAGGCGAAAGUGCUCUCGCUCGGAGACGCGAGGAGUUACUACCUCUCCACAGCGGCCAACGAGCUCGGCCUGACCCGAGGCGCCCCCCUUCUCCCGAUCUCUUACCAGGAGAUGGAGAACCCGCAGACGGGCGAGACCGAGAGACGCAAGGUCGCUAAGCCUGAGGAUAUCUAG